This is a messenger RNA of Pelmatolapia mariae (spotted tilapia), 834 nucleotides long. RefSeq names its product aquaporin AQPAe.a. Gene Ontology annotation, molecular function: water channel activity. The transcript has 6 exons. The record is from RefSeq and is a predicted model, not a curated record. Gene Ontology annotation, biological process: transmembrane transport; water transport. Lineage: Eukaryota; Metazoa; Chordata; Actinopteri; Cichliformes; Cichlidae. Gene Ontology annotation, cellular component: plasma membrane. The coding region runs from base 1 to 834 and encodes 277 amino acids.
AUGACGUGGCGUGAGGAGCUACGUAGUCGGCAAUUCUGGCACGCCAUGCUGGCAGAGCUCCUCGGCACCCUGGUGUUGGUGAGUGCUGUGCUGGGUGCCUCUGUGCCAGGCCCUGGAGAUGCCCCUGGAGGACCCCUGUAUCCAGCGGUGGCAGUGGGUGUGGUGAUUGUAGCACUGGGACACUGUUUUGGAGAAAUAAGUGGGGCACAGGUGAACCCUGCUGUGACUCUGGCUCUGUUGGCCACACGGCGGCUGGAUGUUCUCCGGGCCCUCGUUUAUAUCAUUGCUCAGUGUUUGGGGGCCUCCUUAGGAGCUGGGGCCCUGUACCUGGCCCUGCCGUUUAAAACCACAGCAGAGCACUUUGUCAACAGGGUACCUUUAGAGCUGAAUGCAGCCAAGGCUCUGGGCAUCGAGGUCUUGUGCACCUUCCAGAUGGUCUUCACCGUUUUCUCAGUGGAGGACCAGCGAAGGAGGGAGAGCCCAGAACCAGGAAACCUGGCCAUUGGACUAGCACACACUGCUGGUGUGCUGAUAGGGGCUCGGUUCUCUGGCGCGAGUAUGAAUCCCGCCCGCUCGCUGGGUCCAGCCAUCAUCACAGGCUUCUGGGAAGACCACUGGGUUUACUGGAUCGGGCCGGUGCUUGGCGCCAUACUGGCAGGGAUGUCCCAUGACUUCUUCUUUGCACGCAGCGCCUCUCGUCAGAAGCUGGUGGCCUGUUUGACCUGUAAGGACAUCGAGAUCGUGGAGACAGCAAGCAUGACCGGAUCGUCGCUGUCUACAGUCACGCAGAAUGCCAUGAGAGCCAAGCAGGCCAGCAAGCAGGAAAACAACUGA